AUCAAUUUUCUCUCUCACGCACGCAACGCGCUUGCAACUGCGUCAUGGCCGAUCGCGAGCGGCACCCGAUGGAAGCCGCGAAGGAUCUGAUUCCGGAGAAGGGCCCAACGGCCACCCAGGCGCUGACGGUGGCCAUCAUGUUCCCCCUCGGCGGCCUCCUCCUCACCCUCGCGGGCCUCACGCUAACCGGCUCCGUCAUCGGCCUUGUCGUCCUUGCCCCGGUGUUCCUCCUCUUCAGCCCCGUUCUGGUGCCCGCGGCGCUGCUGAUGGCGCUAGCGGUAACGGGUUUCCUUGCGUCGGGCGCCUUCGGACUCACCGGGCUGUCGUCGCUGGGGUACACCCUGAAGCAGGCAAGGGGGGUGGUGCAGCGGGCGCCGGAACAGAUCGACUACGGCAAACGGCGUAUGGCGGAGGCUGCCGGGCAGAUGGGACAGAAGACCAAGGAUGUGGGACAGGCCGCGCAGAGCCGGGCGGAGGAGGCGAAGAGGACGUGAGGAGGCACCGGCGGAGGGGCUUCUUCCAGUGGGCUUCUGAGUGGUUUUGCAUGCGUUCGCUUCCUAUGUUGGAGUCUAAGGGACGUAUGCAGCGUUGAUGCUAAGAUACUAUCUGCUGUUAAUGUCAAUUUAGGAACUGGAUGAUGUGAGCUUAAUGUUUGUUUA
Messenger RNA from Musa acuminata AAA Group (dessert banana), 659 nucleotides. Its product is annotated as oleosin 18 kDa-like. The transcript has a single exon. Bases 45 to 494 code for a protein of 149 amino acids. Gene Ontology annotation, cellular component: membrane; monolayer-surrounded lipid storage body. The record is from RefSeq and is a predicted model, not a curated record. Gene Ontology annotation, biological process: response to freezing; seed oilbody biogenesis; lipid storage. NCBI's taxonomy places the organism in Eukaryota, Viridiplantae, Streptophyta, Magnoliopsida, Zingiberales, Musaceae.